CUAAAUUAUAAAGUUAACUCUUAAUUGAUCUGCCUUGCUUGGCACCUGUUUUCUGUCCAGCAUCGUACAGCUGCACUCUCAAACCUUAACUGGUAUCCCGCGUGUCCCAUCCAUUCACGCUGCGUACUCGUGUGCCCACCAGGCGUGUACCAGUCUUGGUGACAGGUUGUUAUGUGGUGAAGUUUUCAGAAGAUUCAAAGUAAGUGCCAAAAGUCACUCCAUCGGUAUGUGUUCGUCAGGUGUCUACUCGGAAUGGAAUUUUUGUUGGCUGAAAAAGAAUCAACUUGCUGUGACUUUUCUGUGUAGCUUGGACUCAUUUCUAGCACUGUGAUGGAGCACAUACACUGAGUUUAUGAUAGUUUGAAAGGGGAUUUAAGAAUUCACGAUGAAUGGCGCGUCGCCGCUUGACGGCUACAACAGCGACGGCCAGCUCAACAGUGGCGUCAACACGCCCGUCAACGCCACCAUGCUGAACAACCGCUCCAUCCCGCCCAUCCGGGUGCUGAGCGGCACGCCCUGCCCGCCCUCCAAUGCCAACACCCCGGUGCCCUGCAACAACCAUGUCAACUUCAUCAAGCAAGAGGCCCCUGGCAACAAUAGCGGGCACGGCCAGGGGAUCCAACUGCCGUCCCUGUCGACGUUUGGACAGACGCUGACCAAUGGGAAGACGCCGGAGAAAGGCCUGGCUAAUGGGCCGGGUGAGGAAGGCAUGAAAUCGGAGGCUGAUUUCCCUGUCGGCUUUGGCACGUCAGAAUUUAUGGGACAGGAGGACUACACGAAAAACAAAGGUAGGAAAUCCAUGUUUUUCAAAUCUGUAACAAAACUGGCUCUUUGCUACAAUCCAAGCCAUAUCUCGCUGGGCCCCCCCUCCCCCGGGCCCCUGGCCAAUGUUGCCUCUCAUUACGCGUUCUGUGUUCCAGCUGGGGAUCACAACAUUGACCAGGGAACAGGAGAGUAG
Patiria miniata (bat star) is the source of this 958-nucleotide messenger RNA. RefSeq lists its product as uncharacterized. NCBI's taxonomy places the organism in Eukaryota, Metazoa, Echinodermata, Asteroidea, Valvatida, Asterinidae. The transcript is spliced from 2 exons. Bases 386 to 958 code for a protein of 190 amino acids. The record is from RefSeq and is a predicted model, not a curated record.